Messenger RNA from Enterobius vermicularis (human pinworm), 345 nucleotides. The record is from the annotation of a GenBank genome assembly. NCBI's taxonomy places the organism in Eukaryota, Metazoa, Nematoda, Chromadorea, Rhabditida, Oxyuridae.
AUGAUUUAUAACAUUGCCGCAGAUCUCAUUACGAAAGUGGACAUAGCAGAAACUUUUGAAAUUUUUGCAAAUCUGAAACUCUAUUUUAAAGAUGGAAGUCUUGAAGGGAAGAAACAGAUAAAAUCUUACUGUGAACAGCUUUGCGGCUAUUCUGCAAAAGGAUACGUGGACAGCAUUAGACGCUUGUUGAAAGAUCAUUAUGAAUCGAACGGAGAAGAAAGUAGAAGAGCAGAAGUGGAAGCACUGUCGGUUGCGUGUGAGAAGGGUCACAUAAAAGUUGUCGAAGUUCUUCUGGAGCACAAAGUGAAGGUUGGUGAAAAGAAUGUUGAUGUGGUAACAAGCUAA